ACUGAUGGAUGUGCAGUCAUGUUUGCAGAAAUAGGCUCUUUCCUUCACAAGAAAAUGUGGUUCCUCCCUGCGUUCUACAGCAUUUUUGGAGUGUUUACCAGUUUAACAAUGGCAAGGUUCUGGCUCUUUGCAGGAAUAUUUCUUACUCUGGUAGUCUAUACACUGCCAUUUAAUCAUAGUCAAAUAACAGUUUUCCCAGAGUCUGGUGGGAAAGCAGAAGUUUUCAUGGUCUCUGUUGGAGAUAAGUAUGCCUUCAACAUGUCUCAGGCUCAAGCCGUGUGCCUGUUUCUGAACGCCACUAUAGCCACCAAAGCACAGGUCGAGAAGGCACUCCAACAUGGACUGGAAACAUGCAAAUUUGGCUGGAUCCAUGAACAGAUAGUGGUCAUCCCUCGCAUCAGAAGGAAUGUAAAAUGUGGUCAGAACAAGACUGGGGUGGUGCCAUGGAAUGUGCCUGGAAAUAAAAUAUUUAGUGCCUUUUGUUACAAACCUGAAGAAACCCCAACAACUCCAGAAGUCCCAGCAACAAAGUCAACAGCAUAUUCAACUCCUGCUACAACAACUGCCCCUCACCUUGUUAAGUCUACACCUAAAGUCCCUGUCCUCACAAAGUUGACAACUCAAGUCUCAAACAUUUCUCUCACUGCCUCAACUGCCUCUCCCUUGGCCAAAUCAGCGUUCUCAAAUGGCAUCAUCUCCACUGUUUCAUCAUCUCGCUCUUCCCUUUCCUCCACCAUCCCACUCCCUCACUUUCUCAUGACCUCCUCUGACUCUCUUUCUCGCUCUGCUUCCCCAAGAGUUUCUACACCCUCUUCUGACUUGUCCUCCAUUUCCUCCCCUUUUUCCUUAACCAACCAAACUGGGAUGCCUGUAUUUUCAACGACUAUGAUUUCCUUCCAUGAGUCUCCCUUCGGAGCAUUAUCUACUACGUUCCUCACCCUAGCUAUAAUCCUCCUGCUCCUGGCUGCAACAGCUGCAGUGUGGUUCUACAAAAUGAACAAGAACGUGGUUCCAUUUUGGCCCCGAAGACAUCUGAAGGACGACAUUGAGACAGAGAUGUGGAAAAACACAGACAGUGAGAUGGACCUACACAACCAACCUAAAGAGGAGGGAGUAGGAAACAGGAAGUACUAAGUGACUUCGCCAUCCACAUUAAUCCAAAGACAAAGCAAACACCCCAUAACAGCAGUUAAGUUUUUGCAAGGGAGUUUUUUUGUGUUGGCAAAGACUUCCAUUCAUGCAUUGCAAAUACAUGUGCCACAAACUACAAUUACUGUACUUUUCAUGUUUAUUUUCUACUGUGUUAAAGUUGUGUUCAUUUAUUAUGUUACGGAUGGGAUUUUAAUUAGGCUGUCCAUGUUUCCAUUAUUUCAAUAUUUAGGAUCCUUUCAUUUCAACAUUCAAAAUAUGUUUGUGUUUCUCAAGAUACCUCAGCAUCUGUUUAUUUCAGCAUGUCCUCAUUCCAUUAUCAGAUAUAAUAUAUCUAAGGGGCUUCUUAAACUGCAGCCGUGAUCGGUCAUGCAAAAUAAUAAACAUUUUUUGUUAAAUUCUAAGAUAUUGUAGGCCUAGCCAUGAGUUUUUUUGUUUUUUUAACAAUAUGUUUAUUAGUUGUUUUUUUCUCUCCAGGUAAUUAAGUACAAACAGACAAAUAAUAGGAGUAGGUAAGAAAUUAUGCCAAAAUGAAAUAAGCCAUGAGUUAUUUGAGCAAAGUUGAAAUGUGUGUCCUCUAAUGGUGUCCAAAGCCUCAGUUCUGACAACAAUGAUCAGUCAAUAAAUAGGCUACUGUUAGUUUCCAUAUGCUUGAGAUUAGUCUGUCUGUGUGCUAAAAAGAUCAUAUACAGCCAAUACAUAGUAGUGGAUACUUGCAUGUUUGAUAUAGUUAUACAUUUGCACUGUUGGGAACUGGUUGGAUUUGUAGUAGGUGACCUAUUUAGAAGUUUAGUUAAGUUACAUAAAAAGAACAAUAUCAUUGAUAUUUAAUGAUGCCUGAUAAUUUCCUCUAUGACUUUUUUUAUCAUUGCUUUAUGCCCAUAUGAGGAUAUUUAUGAAUUGAGAACAUGGUUAUGUUAAAUCGCAUUUCUAUGCAUAGACG
This is a messenger RNA of Osmerus eperlanus (European smelt), 2092 nucleotides long. It is a transcript of the gene lyve1b, whose product is annotated as lymphatic vessel endothelial hyaluronic receptor 1b. NCBI's taxonomy places the organism in Eukaryota, Metazoa, Chordata, Actinopteri, Osmeriformes, Osmeridae. Bases 19 to 1134 code for a protein of 371 amino acids. Gene Ontology annotation, cellular component: plasma membrane. Gene Ontology annotation, molecular function: transmembrane signaling receptor activity; hyaluronic acid binding. The record is from RefSeq and is a predicted model, not a curated record. The transcript has 6 exons. Gene Ontology annotation, biological process: cell adhesion.